AUGAUUGCAAAUGCCAACUUGAAUCUUGUUUCAGCCAUUUAUGUAUUGUCAUUCGUGUCAACAGUUUAUGGACUGCCAAUCCAUUUCCCAAAAGGUGAAGCUUUAAAGAGAAGAGCCGAUAGUCUUUUCGAUAGACUCCAAGACGCAGCCAAUGGAGUAUUCAAUGGAAGAAAUCAGACUUUAUCUGAGUCUUCUGAGUCCUCAACCUCGUCAAGUUUGUUUACGGGAUUUUUCACCAGUGACUCAGCAAUAGAUGGAGAUACAGACAGUUCGACCUCGUCCCAAGAGCAAGGAAAAAUCAGUAACAACAGAGACAAUAGUGAAAGUAGCAUUGAAGAUGAGUAUACCUCGAUUGCCUCAACAAGUGUAGGUACCACUAGUGAAUAUCAAGAGACAUCAUCAAGGAAUGGACCUUUUUACCCAACUACUAGCAGUUUUGCAUCACCUGGCAAAGAAGCUUCUUCAGCAACAACACAAGAUCAACCAACAUCUUCAACUGUUGAAGCCGCAACAACUAGAGUGUCAACGUCAUCCAGAAAUGACGAGUCACUUACUGCUGCCACGUUAGCAACUAACAAUGAGGAGACGACUUCGACAGGCGAUGUGAAGACAAGUUCAGCAAACAAUGAGCAAACUAGCUCGACCAACCAACCAACAACACCAACUACCAACAACGAUCAAGCGAGCACAUCAUCACCAGGUUUCACUGCUGAAGCUACCUCAAAUAGGAACAGCGAAACCGUGUCUGCAAAUUCAUUACCAACAACUUCAAGUGCUUCACAAGCGGAGGCUCCGACGACCCAGUCGACUCCACUGACUGCCAAUGAAGACACCACAAGAGAUGCAACUACAUCAUCUGGCAGUACCUCAUUAGUUGAACCAACUGAAUCAUCACUUGAAUCCGUUACUGCAGCAGGAACUACUUCCGGCGAUUCUUCAUCCAAUAAUGACGAAGCAGCAGUCACAACGUCUACAGACGCAACUAGCUCCGCAAUUGACAGUGCACCAUUAGUUGAACCCUCAUCAUCUUCGUUCUCAAGCACAUUUUCAACUGAUUCCGCAGCUGGUGACUCUUCAUAUAUUGUUCAGUCUGCCACCACUUCACCUGAAAAUUCACUGCCCGAAGCCUCCACUCAAGUGUCCACAAGUCCACAAUACACAGAUUUAGCAAGUCCAUCCACGACCUCGAUUGCUCCAACAACCUCAAGUGAACUUGAAACAACUUCUUUGGCAUCUGCAUCUGAAGCUACCUUGGACUAUUCAUCACCUGUUGACUCCUCACCUGUCGCUUCUUCAUCGUUUGUGCCAGCUCCAAGCUCUGAUGAAUCGCUGGCUACAUUCACUGUUCAAGCAUCAUCAAGCACGUUGAAUGAGGCAUCACCUGAAUCACAGUUAGCAGCUUCUCCAACUUCCUCAAUCAUCAUUGAACUGAUUUCGUCAUCUACUUUUGCUGAACCUUCAACAUAUUCGGCAGAACAACCUACAAGUGUUGCAAGCGUUGAGUCAGAGAUUUCACCAACAAGUGUCGUUUCGUUUGUUCCCGAGUCAUCUUCCCCAUCGGUAGUUGUACCACCAACUACUCUGUCAGCAGAGACAUGGAGCACAGUGUCACCAUCUGAUUUUGAAUUCACAUCAUCUGCUGCCACCUUUGAACCACUGCAAUCCGAAGUUGCACCAACAACUUCUGCAGAAUCGAUUGUCAUCACAAGUCCAAUUGAAAGUUCGUUUGAGCUGCCAAUUGUGACAUCUGCAGAGCCAUCAACUGAAUCGUUUGUUUCACCAGUAGUCACAUCGGCAGAGCCUUCGACAGAGUCAAUUGUUUCACCAGUAGUGACACCAGCAGAGCCAUCAACAGAGUCAGUCGUCUCACCAAUUGUUUCUUCUGCUCAACCUACUACAGAAUCAUUUGUCUCGCCAAUAGUGACAUCUGCAGAGCCAUCAACUGAAUCGUUUGUUUCACCAGUAGUCACAUCGGCAGAGCCUUCGACAGAGUCAAUUGUUUCACCAGUAGUGACACCAGCAGAGCCAUCAACAGAGUCAGUCGUCUCACCAAUUGUUUCUUCUGCUCAACCAACUUCAGAAUCAUUUGUUUCACCUAUAUUGACAUCGGAAGCGCCUUCUUCAGUGGUGACUUCAUCGGCACCAAUUGUAUCUGCCGUUGAACCUUCUUCAGUCGAAUCCUUGGUAUCACCAGUAAUUACAAGCCAACCUUCAACCGAGUCUAUUGUAUCGCCAGCUGCAACCACUCCUUCUCCAAUACCAUCGAGUGAAACGUCAGUAGCUCCAUCAAUAGUUGCAUCAUCGGAGCCGGUAUUUGAAUCUCCAAUCACGACAGCGGUUGAACCAUCGUCAGAAAUCUCAUUGGCAUCGCCCAUUGAAUCGACUCCUGGUGAACUGGUUACAUCUUCGCAGGUUUUAGGAACUCAGGCUAGUAAUUUGCCAGAAUCAUCAAACGGAGUCUCAAGUGUUGAACAAGCUACCCCUGCCACUGAAUCAUCAGCAACCGCUUUGAUUUCUGCAUCUGAAGCGUUGGGGUCUUCAGCAGUAACACCAGCAACUAGCGAGUCACGUGCGUCAAAUAUUGAAUCUGCUUCCGAUAUUGUUGCACCAGCUAGUAGUAGCGCUGCUGCAAGUCAUUCCAGUGGCAUCAACUCGGACAUUGUUGCUUCUCCUUCACUUGCAGAAUCAGCGUCUAGGUCGGUGGAGUCGGGCCACUCACCAGCUUCGUCUGCACCAGCUUCAGUUUCUCCUGUAGUGACUUCAGCGCCAACUUCGGAACCAGGUUCUUCCGCUACAGCUGUUGCUCCUGGAUCAAGCUCGGCUACCAAGACUACAAAGAACUGGUUGCCAUCUUCGUUGGUAAUGGCGCUGAGCUCAAGUGAUGAUUCAAGUGCAGAAACCGAUAGUGAUCAUUCGAAACCAACUCCAUCAUUGAGCCCUGGUUUACCUAGAGCUAUUGCUCCCGAACUGACCAGCACCCCAGGUGAAAACUACGAUGUGAUUACAGUUGGUUUCAAGUCUGCUUUGAACUAUCCAUUUGUUGUCAAUAACACCAUCACGUCCGCUCAAAUUUUCGAAUAUUUGCCUGGUGUAUUGACUUAUCCUUUUGACGACGACAAGAAAUUCAAUGAUACCGUUGUCAAACAAUUGAUUCCAUACCAAGCUGCCAACAUUGAUUAUACCAUUACGGUUGCUGAAGUAUAUUUCCCUACAAAUUACAUCAAAAAAUUGGGUCAAUAUAUCAACAAUCAAAACUCGGCGUUGUACAAGAACCCAAGUGGAAUUGAAAACACCUUGGCUUCUUUGAUUGAUCCUAGAAUUCCGUUGACAGGGUUAGUUGAUACCUCUCAACUGAACUCGGGUUCAUCUUCGAGUGGAAAUGGACAGACUAAUAAGUAUGGUUCAAUGGAUGCAUCUUACAGCGGACAGAAGAUCACCAACAAGGGUAGAAUUGCUGGAAUCACAGUUGGUGCAGCUGCAGGAUGCGGAUUAUACAUGUCACUAAUGAUUCUUUUGUUCAGAAGGUUUAGAAAGAAUAUUAAGAAUAUUGAAUUACCACCAACUGACACUGAAUCCGACUACACUGUGUCUAGUGAAGGCUCAUCAGUGACUGAAGGAGUUACUACUACAGCAUCUACUAGAAACACUACUUCAUCACCAUUUGAUUUCAAUUAUGGUGGAAUUAAUAUACCGCCACAAGAAUACCCAGCACCACAAUUCCGUGUAGAUGAUGAAGACACGGCGCAAUACAUACAAAACCCAAGUUACCAACCUCAAUAUCCACCACAAGUUCAACAUAUGGAUAGCAGGAACAAUUUCGUAUGGCCAUAA
Lodderomyces parapsilosis is the source of this 3831-nucleotide messenger RNA. RefSeq names its product Msb2p (gene MSB2). Bases 1 to 3831 code for a protein of 1276 amino acids. Gene Ontology annotation, molecular function: osmosensor activity. The record is from RefSeq and is a predicted model, not a curated record. The transcript has a single exon. Gene Ontology annotation, biological process: hyperosmotic response; cellular bud site selection; osmosensory signaling pathway via Sho1 osmosensor. Lineage: Eukaryota; Fungi; Ascomycota; Pichiomycetes; Serinales; Debaryomycetaceae. Gene Ontology annotation, cellular component: cell surface; plasma membrane; site of polarized growth.